This is a messenger RNA of Syngnathoides biaculeatus (alligator pipefish), 1686 nucleotides long. Its product is annotated as gastrula zinc finger protein xLCGF3.1-like. Gene Ontology annotation, biological process: regulation of transcription by RNA polymerase II. The record is from RefSeq and is a predicted model, not a curated record. The transcript is spliced from 2 exons. NCBI's taxonomy places the organism in Eukaryota, Metazoa, Chordata, Actinopteri, Syngnathiformes, Syngnathidae. Gene Ontology annotation, molecular function: DNA-binding transcription factor activity; RNA polymerase II cis-regulatory region sequence-specific DNA binding. Bases 272 to 1288 code for a protein of 338 amino acids.
UUCCGUGUUCGUUCCAAGUCGAGCUUUACUUGAAAAAAAUAUAUAUAUACAUUCUAACCGUACCGAAACCUCGAACAGGACGUCUCUUCCAAUCUUUACGCGAGUAAAAUAUCGGAAAUGAAUAUUUUACAUUUUUAAUAUUUUUAUUGUUUUUCUGUGUACGUUGAAGCUUCUCUAGCGUAGCCUAGCUUACGAUCAGCUAAACAACAGAGAUGCGUUUCUUAGCAACACAUCAGACGUGACCGUAAAGUUUUGUGACUAUCGCGUGAAAAUGUGUGCGACAAGUGUAAAAAAAGAAGAAGAAGAGUACGAGGAAAAACUUUCACGGACAAAAGAGGACGGCGAGCGAAAACGUCGAGUGCUGGACGUGGAACUCAAGAAGCCUCGAGAUGUGUUCCGCAGAGCAGACUUCGGCGACGAAGAUCUCCGCCCUGACCGGCAGCCGUCUGACAUCAAAGAGGAAGCCCAGGAGAAUGAUAUCAGCAACUUUCCAUUCAACGUUGCGAUUGUGAAGAGUGAAGAUGAUGGCGACCGAUGUGGAGGAUCUCAGUCGGGCGACCUCUUAGCGCCACCGUCAGAGAGCGACGACGUGACGUCACGGUCUCCUGGCACGGACGACGACGACAACGACGAUGAUGACAAAGAUGAGGAACACUCAAAAGGUCGUACGAGAGGUCUGGCCGACCAAACGCACUUGAAAUGCGUGCGGUGCGGGGCCGCAUUCAGUUCACGGUGGGACUUGAACGUCCACGCGAGAAGUCACACGAGAGAGAGACCCUUCAUCUGCUCCCUUUGUGGUAAAGGUUUCACGCGAAAGGAAAAACUGAACAUACACACCAGGUCACACACAGGAGAGAAACCAUUUAUCUGCUCGGUGUGCGGGAAAACCUUCACUCACAAGGGACAUUUGAACUUGCACAUGGGCACGCACACUGGCGAGAAACCUUUUUCUUGUUCACUUUGCAGUAAACACUUCACCCGUAAGGCGCAUCUGAACAAACACAUGAAAGUACACACUGGAGAGAAACCGUUUGCCUGUUCAAUCUGCAACUUGAGCUUCAGCGAACGCCCGGGAUUGGUCCUGCACAUGAGAACGCACACUGGGGAGAAACCCUAUUCCUGCUUAGCGUGCGGCAAAAGUUUCUCCCUCAGUCGCAAUUUGACGAGGCACCGGAGAAGACACACUGGCGAGAAGACGUUCGCUUGCGGCGUCUGCGACCAGCGCUUCUCUUACAAGUAUCAGAUGGACAAGCACACGUGUGCCGCUGGAAUGAGCGCCGGCCAGUGAAGCUGCGCAACUUGAAGUCGACGACGAAAAAGGCUCGGAAAUAUUCAAUAUUGUUUAUGGAUUAUAACUAUGAUUGUGUUUCGACUUUAAACGCAGAUGUAGUGACAAUGUUGACUUUGUGUGACGAUCUACUAACGAGGAGCUGCAGCUACAGUACAACCAAAUGUUUUGGAACAUGGAAGACAUUUUCAAUAUCAUAGCUACGUUCUUCGCAUCCUCUUGUUAGCGUUGACUUCCUUUCAGUUCAGCGUAUUUGAAAAAUGUUCUGGAGUUUUGUAAAUGAUCAAAACAAUAAACUUUGGAUGACCUUUUACCAGAAAAUCGAGAUAUUCCAGAAAGCCCAAAUCAGCCAAAUAUCAUUUUUGUACAGCGAAAAUAAAGAUUCCAAAUGUCCCCAA